Molecule: messenger RNA, 5495 nt
Organism: Ciona intestinalis (vase tunicate)
Lineage: Eukaryota; Metazoa; Chordata; Ascidiacea; Phlebobranchia; Cionidae
Source: RefSeq, a predicted model, not a curated record
AAUACCGUAAGAGUAACAUUCUAUUUUGUACAGAACACAUAUAUACUGGAACAUAUUGUAGGAUCUCUUUAUAAAUAAAGGUGCUGUUUUGUUACUUUUGGCAACUCUGUCGAAAUGGUCACAAGAUGGCUUUACGUUGCUGUUUCAUUGCUUGCUAUGCUAUGUGUUAUUCACGGACAAGAAGUUGAGAAGGAAUACCCCCCGUAUGAUGGUUGGUACAACAACAGGGCUCAUCCAGAAUGGGGUACAGUUGAUGGGCCGUUAACGAGGCGCUUACCGUCCCAUUACGCUGAUGGCACAUAUGCGCCGUCUGGCGGCGAGCGUCCGAACCCAAGAACGAUCAGCGAAAACACGAUGGCCGGUUUGACUGGACAAGGAUCUUCAACAAAACGAACUGCUUUGCUUGUGUUUUUCGGCCAACAAGUAGUGGAAGAAAUAUUGGACGCCCAGCGGCCUGGUUGCCCGCCAGAGUAUUUUAACAUCAAAAUACCGAAAGGCGAUCCACUUUACGAUAAAACUGGCCAAGGAAAUAUUGAACUCCCCUUUCUAAGGUCAAGAUAUGAUAUGUCCAUAACAGGGUAUUCCCCAAACAACCCAAGACAGCAAUUAAAUGAAAUCACCCCAUUCAUUGAUGGUGGUCUCACAUAUGGGAUAAACAAAGCUUGGGCAGAUGCUUUGAGGUUGUUGAAAUCAUCAUGCCCAGAAAGAACGACGGAUAAUAAUAUUCUGGCCAGCCAAUCAAAACCAACAGACUGCAGGGGGGAACUUGCUUCUUAUAAGAAUGAGGGGAAAUUCCCAAUUGAAAAUUCCCUGGGACUUCCCCUGGCCAAUCCCCCACCACCGAGAGACCAUGUGUUGAAGAGUGCCACUCGAUUUUUCAGGCUCGGAAACCCACGGGGAAAUGAAAACCCGUUCCUGCUGACAUUCGGGGUUCUUUGGUUCCGACAUCAUAACUGGUUAGCAAGAUAUAUAAGGGACAAACAUUCAACUUGGUCGGAUGAAAAAGUUUACAACGAAGCUAGGAUACUUAACAUAGCUAUACACCAGAAAAUCAUAUUUUAUGAUUGGUUGCCACUUUUUCUUGGUGAAUGUACGGAAAUACUAAAAAGAAACGGAACUUGUGAAGGCUUGCCCACUUAUACAGGUUACAAAUCAGCCAUCCACCCUGGUAUAACCCAUGUAUUCCAAUCUGCUGCCAUGCGUAUCGGGCACACCUUGGUUCCUCCUGGUGUUUACAGACGAACUAAUUACAACACCACAACCAAGCAAUGUACUUUCCUCAACACAACUUUGAAAACCGCUGGUGACCGUCAUGCUUUUCAAGCGCUCCAUGUAAAUAAACCUGGAUUGCGAACAUGCAACACUUACUGGAAUUCACUCGAAGCAGUUGUGGAGUCUGACAUUGACCAGUUACUUAUGGGCAUGUCGAGCCAAGUGGCUGAGAAAGAAGACAACAUCAUUACUCCGGAUCUUAGAGGAUCUGUGUUCGGACCACUGGAUUUUUCAAGAAGGGAUCUCAUGGCACUUAAUAUCCAGAGAGGCCGAGAUCAUGGCCUUCCAGAUUACAACACAGCAAGGGCAAGUUUUGGGCUCAAGAAACGAACAACAUUUGAAGAAAUAAAUCCAGAUCUUUUCGCAGCUACUCCUGGUCUCCUUGGUAACUUGACUGCCACCCAUGAUGACGACAUCAGCAAACUAGAUGUUUGGACGGGUGGUCUGCUGGAAACUUUAUCCACUGGACCUGGAGAAUUGUUCAGACAUAUAAUACGGGAUCAGUUUAUUCGGAUUAGGGACGGGGACCGGUUUUGGUACGAGAACUCACAGAAUGGGUUGUUAACAGCUGAAGAUCUUGCUUUUGUUCAAGCCACCACCAUACGCGAUGUUAUACUAAGAACUAAUCCCACCAUGAACGCAACAUACGAUAUACAGAACAACCCAUUUCAAGCUGCUGAAAAUGAUUCUUCAUUGUACUGCCCCCAACCCCGACAACUAAGUGAGCUUCAUAUGGAGGAAUGCACCGAACCCGAAUCCUUCGAUUAUUUUACUGGAAGUGAAAUCUCAUACAGUCUCACUUUUGCUUCAUUUGGAUUGUUCAUUAUAGCCACAAUCUUGUUCAUGUAUUGUCUCGGUUAUCGCUCUGAGAAGCGAAAACUCCAAAUGAAGAAAGCCAUCAAUAAGCACAGGAGCACGCAGCAGAGGGAAGGCGACAUUUCUGAUAUCGCAACCGAGGUUCUUGGGACCACACAAAGUCGCGAAGUUCAGAUAAAGUUGGGUCCUGGGAAACUUAUUCAUGUGAAAUCUUCAUCCGGUCGGCAAAACUACAGAUCAAUUGAUUUGUCGAAAGCAGAUGAUGUGAGAUUCGUGAAAGCGUAUAAUCACGGGAGAAACACCAUGUUUUUGAGGGUGGAUAAAGACACUCAUGAUUUGAUUUUGAUGUUCAACGACACUGAAGAACGCGACAGUUUCAUUGCUCGUUGCAAACACUUCGUUCAUUCGCAUCAAAUCAGUUUAUCAGAGCAAGAAGUUUCCCAUAAUGAACUCAUGGAUCGAGCGCAAACAAGUGAAAUGAGGGACCAACUCCUGCAGAGGUUCUUCAAAGCAGCUUUAAUAGCUGUUAGUUCGAUCAAAGUAGAAGACGGCGACAUGAGUGAUGUAAUAAACAGUCGAGAAGCCCGCAAGUUCAUUCACGUCGAAUUAAGCAAGAAAGAAUUUGCCGAUUAUCUCAAAUUGAAACCAAACAGUUUAUUUGUUGACCAGAUGUUUAGUUCUGCAGAUUCAGAUGGCAGCGGAGCAAUUUCUUUCCGAGAGUUUUUGGACAUUAUGGUUUUAUUUACGAAAGGUUCACCGGAAGAAAAAGCCAAGUUGAUGUUCAACAUGUAUGAUCUGGAUAAAAGCGGAGAAUUGUCAAAAAAAGAGUUCAAAGUCAUGCUUAAAUCCAUGAUGGACAUGGUGAAUGCUUCAGUGGAUUCAGAACAGGUUGAGGAACUGGUCAACACUAUGCUUGCCACACAUGGAUAUGAACACAAGGAAUCUUUAACCCUGGAAGAUUUCCAAACCGUUAUGCAAAAAUAUUCAACGGAACUGAGCGAUGCUUCUCUAACAGUGCCAGAUUUUAUAGAAGCAGGUUUUGCGAAUGGGUUGGCAGCAGAAAGGCAGCAAGGAAGUGCCCCAGUGCGCGAAUCACGAGCAAUAAGAGCAAGAAAAACUGUCCACGCAUACACUGAUAAGGAUAAAAAAAAUCCAGAGAAAAAGAAUCGCACCCCCGAAACAUCUCGCAUUCAAAUCAAAGUUUAUGAGAAAGUUUUCAAACCUGGGCGUUUGAACAACUGGUUGAGGGCAAUGGAAAAUUACGUGGAAAACCACAGACUCCAAAUAUUCUGGCUGACACUUUACCUGCUUGUGCUGGCUGGAAUAUUUAUAGAGCGAGCUUACUUUUAUUCCGUUGAACGUGAAUUUGCUGGGCUUCGUCGCAUAGCAGGGUACGGGGUGUCAAUAACGCGUGGUGCAGCCUCGGCGAUGAUGUUCACAUAUACGUCCCUCCUGGUCACCAUGUGCAGAAACACCAUCACAGCACUGCGUGAAACUUUCCUUCACCUUUAUAUACCAUUUGACUCAGCCAUUACUAUGCAUAGAAUCAUUGCUUGGCUUGCCCUGUUUUUCACAGGAAUGCACAUCAUCGGGCAUUCGCUCAACAUCUAUGCAAUCUCAACGCAAACUCCUGGGGAUCUAACUUGUUUGUUCCGAGACUUCUGGAGAACCAGUGAUGUCCUGCCGAAAUUCCACUACUGGUGUUGGCAAACAAUCACUGGCAUCACUGGAGUUUUGCUCACUCUCAUUGUGAUUGUCAUGUACACCUUUGCGUCUGACUAUUCACGUAGAAGGGUUUUCCAAUGGUUUUGGUGGACGCAUAACUUUGGUUAUAUUUUCCUCUUCUUCUUCAUGAUUCUACAUGGCAGUGGCUUCCUCGUUCAAGAUCCCUUCUUCUAUUACUUCUUCCUUGGCCCAGCCAUACUAUACACACUUGACAAGCUGUACAGUGUCAGUCGUAGCAAAUGUGAAAUAUCUGUAGUUAACGCGGAACUCCUACCAUCCGAAGUAACUCACCUUGAGUUUAAACGACCUGUUAAUUUUAACUACAAAGCUGGACAGUGGGUUCGCAUAGCAUGCUUGGCUCAAUCACAGAAUGAAUAUCAUCCGUUCACCCUCACAUCUGCACCCCAUGAAGACACAUUGAAACUUCAUAUUCGAGCUGUAGGACCUUGGACUAUUAACUUGAGGAGUAUUUACAACCCAGAUGUGCUAAGAGACUCCCCUUAUCCAAAGUUAUAUUUGGAUGGACCAUUUGGAGAAGGCCACCAGGAUUGGUAUAAAUACGAUGUGUCGGUCCUUGUUGGUGGUGGGAUUGGUGUUACACCGUUUGCUUCCAUAUUAAAGGAUUUGGUCAGUGUUGCUCAGUCUGGGGUUAAGAUUCAAUGCAAAAAGGUUUAUUUUAUGUGGAUAACAAGGGACCAAAAACAGUAUGAAUGGUUGACCGAUAUCAUACAAGAAGUUGAAAGCAAGGAUGCAAGUGAUUUACUCGACACCCAUAUAUUCAUCACACAGUUCCCUCAAAAGUUUGAUCUCAGGACAACAAUGUUGUAUAUAUGUGAGCGACACUUCCAAAAAGUAGCUGGCAAGUCAUUGUUUACAGGACUGAGAGCCGUCACUCAUUUUGGAAGACCUGAAUUCAAAUCUUUUUUUGUUUCUCUCACAGAGGAACAUGCUGAGGUUGAAAAGUUUGGCGUCUUCAGUUGCGGGCCACCUCCUAUGACAAGUUGUGUGGAACAGACUUGUGCUAAACUUAAUAAAUACGAGGGUGCUUCAUUUCUUCACCACUUUGAAAACUUUUAACUUUUUACAACUCUUUUUUAUAUAAUCUUCAAACAGUAUUAACCAAGAUAAAGAUACGUUAUUGUUUUUUUUCAAUUUAACACUUUUUUGUGUAUAGCACUGUACAGUACUACUACGUGCUAACAAAGUAUCUUUAUCCAUAGUUAAUAUAACAUUACCUGUAUAAAAUUGACUGUAGACAUUUUAUUGCACUGUUUGCACUUACAAAGUAGGCAAACUUGGUAUACUAACCUUGGUUACAUUUAUUUACUUCCACUGCAUGUAUGUUAUGUUGGUUUGACCAAAAAUAGGCAUUGGCAAACUCUUUUUAAAUUUAGUUUUAACACAAAUUGGUAGCAGACAUCUUGUUUUAUUUUAAUUAAAAUAAUCCAAAACUGUAAAAGUAUUUAGUUUGCCAGAAUUAUAGGGUAUAUUUAGCCCACAGUUUUGAGUUUGCCUACCCCUAAUCUAAAGUAUUCUAUGCAGAUGCAGUGCCAACGUAAUGACGUGUAGUUUAUUAAAUGGUCACCAACAAUUGAAUUACUUGUGUAGUUAAUUUUGUAAAUAUUAGCUCAUAUUAAUUGCUUUACUUCAAUAAUAAUAAAGUAUACUCGCAAAAUGACUGU